UGAUGACCCGAAUGAACACUCAUGUAACAACAUACAUACAUUAUCAUCAUCAUCAUACCUAGUAUAUCCCAUUCAUAGGGACUAUGAGUAGUGUCUAAAGAGGAAAGAAAUACAACAACCUAUAUCCAUAAAAGAGAAUACGAUCAAAGAGUGCCCGACACAACAUUUUUUAUUAUUUUUUUCAAUGGAUAGGUAUAGGUUUAUGUAGUUUACUCCUAGAGGGCAUAUGCUGAAUUAAAUGCUAAACAACGUGAGAGUAUAAUAUUUUGCUACAAAGCAAACAUACAUUACCUAAUUUUUCCACGUAGAAGUAUAAAGCAAAUGCCAACUUGAGUUACAUGCACACUUACACACCUCACCUUAUUACUUAAACACUUGCACUACUUUAGUAUGUAAGCUUCUACUUUCUUUACUAAUCAUUCCUUCCUCUUAUUCUACCUCACUUCUAACUAAUUUAUCAUACCUCCAUGUACCAAGGAGAAGAGCCACCCCACCACCACCACCUACCUAAGAUGAAUGAUGACGAUGAUGACGAUGACAACGACCACCACGACCAGGGCAGAUUUGAUCACCAAACGCCUUACCCACCACCUGGAAGCCAAGCAUAUCAGCCUCCUGCCACCCCGCAACAACCACUCCAACCACCAAAACCCUUAUUCUCUCCCGGGUCCCGCCAACCGUCGAAAAAACGUUCCACCCCAACCGCCACCCCUCCACCAGCACCGCCGAUUGUCCUCCCCCCUCAACAACCCUUACAACCACCUCAACCAAUUUUCGUCCCGAACUCCCCACCGCCUAAGGCUCAUCCUCCUCCGCGGCCCCACGGUGAUGACAACCGCUACUAUGGCGAUGGUGACGACAGACGCCGUCAACUUUUCGCCGUUAUCACAACUCUCUUACUCCUCAUAGGACUAACCGCCUUAAUCCUAUGGCUUCUCUACCGACCGUCAAAACCCCACUUCACAGCCAUAUCAGCCGCCGUGUACUCUCUCAACACCACCUCCACGCCACCAUAUGUGGCGGCGUUGAUCCAACUUACCAUCCUCUCCCGGAACUCUAACAAGAGAACUUCCCUCUAUUACGACCGCCUCGCCGUGGCGGUGCACUACCACAACCACCCCAUCACCCCUCCGAUUUCACUCUCGCCUCUACAUCAUCGUAAACGGAGCACGAUUAUGAUGUCUCCGGUGAUUGGUGGUGGUCCGGCGGUGGCGGUUCCACCGGAGGUGUUGCAGGGGUUGGCGGCGGACGAGGCGUAUGGGGUGGUGGGAUUGAGUUGGGUAUUAGUAGGGAGAGUAAAGUAUAAAGCAGGGUGGUUUAGAAGUGGACAUAAUAGGGUUUAUGUAAGGUGUGAUGUUAUGGUAGGAUUUAAGAGUGGUGGUGCCAAUCCUACCGGUCAAGUUCCUUUGCUUGGGAAUCCUCCUUGCUUUGUUGAUAUGUAACAAUAAUGUUUUUUUUUUCUUUUUUUUUUUUGCAUGAGUAAGUAUCUUGCACCAUACAUUCUAAACAUUGGGGUAAUUAGUUUAUUAAGAAAUAAAAAAAAUAGUUUAUUGUUGUACUUAUUUAUAAAAUCAUUAUCAUAUCCCGUUAAUAGAAAAAUUAUAGUUAGGGUUUGAAAAGAAAAAUAAACGGCAACUCAUACUCAUAAAGAAGAGUGCGGUCAAAAUAGUUAAAUUAAAAAAGCAAUUACUUGUAUUGCAAGACUCCCUUGAUGUUUUCUUUUAUAUUUUUACCUUUAUUUCUUUUUCAAUUUGGAGGUGCGUGGUUAUUUGAUCGUAUAUUUUGAAGGAUGCUUGAGGAGGAAGUUUUAUUUUCUAUAGGACUAUGUAUGAUUGAUUAAAUGUAAUAAGAAAAUUAGUGAAAUUGUUAGUUGUGGAGCUUAAUUUCACAAGAAAAAAUGAAAAAUGUAAUUUGUAAGUGUAAAGACUUAUAUUCAUA
This is a messenger RNA of Amaranthus tricolor (Joseph's coat), 1938 nucleotides long. RefSeq names its product NDR1/HIN1-like protein 1. The coding region runs from base 468 to 1442 and encodes 324 amino acids. The record is from RefSeq and is a predicted model, not a curated record. Lineage: Eukaryota; Viridiplantae; Streptophyta; Magnoliopsida; Caryophyllales; Amaranthaceae. Gene Ontology annotation, biological process: defense response to other organism. The transcript has a single exon.